Myxozyma melibiosi is the source of this 914-nucleotide messenger RNA. Its product is annotated as 23 kDa subunit of NADH-quinone oxidoreductase. NCBI's taxonomy places the organism in Eukaryota, Fungi, Ascomycota, Lipomycetes, Lipomycetales, Lipomycetaceae. Gene Ontology annotation, cellular component: membrane. The transcript has 2 exons. The coding region runs from base 69 to 740 and encodes 223 amino acids. The record is from RefSeq and is a predicted model, not a curated record. Gene Ontology annotation, molecular function: 4 iron, 4 sulfur cluster binding; NADH dehydrogenase activity. Gene Ontology annotation, biological process: mitochondrial electron transport, NADH to ubiquinone; mitochondrial respiratory chain complex I assembly.
CUUCCUCUUCUUCUUCUUCUUCUUCUUAUAUACAUAUACAUUACACAUACACAUACAAUACAAACACAAUGCUGCGCCAGGCAUUCUCUUCUUCUCUCCUGCGCGCCGUCGCUCGGCCCCGUGUCUCCGCCUCCGUCUCUUCUCUCUCUCUCAGACACAUCUCCUCCUCCGCCCCCCGGACCGCCAAACCCGCCCCGACCCCCUACCCCCCAGACUUCCGUCUCAAGCCCGAGGAAAAAUGGUACGAAGGCGACUCCGCCCUCGACCGCGCCGGCCGCUUCUACCUCAUGGCUGAGCUCUUCCGCGGCAUGUACGUCGUCCUCGAGCAGUACUUCCGCGCUCCCUACACCAUCUACUAUCCCUUCGAGAAGGGCCCCAUCUCCCCCCGCUUCCGUGGCGAGCACGCCCUCCGCAGAUACCCCUCCGGCGAGGAGCGCUGCAUUGCCUGCAAGCUCUGCGAGGCCAUCUGCCCCGCCCUCGCCAUCACCAUCGAGGCCGAGGAGCGCAUCGACGGAUCCCGCCGAACAACACGAUACGACAUCGACAUGACAAAGUGCAUCUACUGCGGUCUCUGCCAGGAGUCCUGCCCCGUCGACGCCAUCGUCGAGACCCCCAAUGUCGAGUACUCGACCGAGACCCGCGAGGAGCUCCUCUACAACAAGGAGAAGCUGCUCUCGAACGGUGAUAAGUGGGAGCAGGAGAUCCAGUUUGGUCUCGACGCCGACUCUCACUACCGUUAAUCAUUCAUCAUUCGCCCUCCUCUACUCACACUCACAUACUCAUCCUCACUUCCUACUUCCUACUCAUAAUACACUAUAGAGUGAGCCCAUCAGAUCGGACCGGUGUUUUUCUUUCUUCAUAUUAUUGUCUUCAUAUUUCUUGUCUGCUCAUAUUUUGUCUUUGUCCUGAUGUAC